UACGGGUGUUCUCCUCCUCCACCACCACCAACCCGUACUUGAUGUAUAGUGUCACCUAUUGUGGUGAAUACCCAGAGGCCGGUGCAAUAACAAAGCUCCGCAUGUUUGACCCGGCCAAGGAAGAUUAUUUCACCGUCGGUGAUAAGCCACUUUCCAAAGAGUUGGCUAAGUCGAGGCUGGUGGGAAGUUCCCAUGGAUGGGGAGUUUUUAUUAGCUCCCGGGAUUCCAUACUAAUCAGCGACUACUGCAAUCCCUCGAGCUCCAAAUCAAACCCCAAGAUGAUCCCUCUGCCUCCUCGGCAACAUGUAGACUCUUGUCAAACUGAAUUGGUAAGUGGAGUGGCAAUGUCCUCUUCUCCUGAAGAAGAAGACUUUGUUGCGGCUGUAAAGUUCAUGGGACCUCUGGUGGGUAUAUAUAUGCCCGGUCGCCGAUGAGGGCACCUCCGCUAUCUACCUACUCUUGAAUUCGGUUACUUGGAACAAGGUAAGUUGAUGUAUUCCAAGAGAGAUCAAAGGUUCUACAUGCCAUGUUCUGGAGGCCAUCACUUGUGGUCUUGGAGUGGUAUAAAAUCCACCGACCCUCAGUACCAUCACUUGCGCUUUCACAACCUUCCUCAGUUUUCAAUUUCAGAGUUGCAGCUUUUGAAUUCUUGUUACAGGACACAACAACUUGUCGAGUCUCCCUCGGGACAACGUUUCCUAGUCAAAUGGUAUGUUCAAAGCCUUAGCAGGUAUGUUAAAAGCCUUAUGCUUAGGUCGGUAAAAUUCAAUUUUGGGGGCACAAAGUUGUUCAUGGUGUUUAGAGAGGAGGAAGAUAUGAACAUGUGUUACACAGAAGACAUUGGUGAUCUCUGCAUAUUCCUCGGCAAUAACGAGCCUUUUUGUGUCAAGGCCAGCUCAUUCCCGGGCCUAAACCCUAAUUCCAUCUAUUUCCUCGGUGAAGGCUAUGGUGAAGGCUAUGGCGUUUACGAUAUCGCCACUAGAACCCCACGUUCCUUCAAUCCCAAGUCUUUUUCGGCUUUCUCUGAUAUAGCUGAUUCACCUAAUGGCAAGGUUUACGUGCUUCCUGAUUGGGUUCCUCACUGGAUUCCUCCAUCUCCUCUCUAGUUGUGUUAUAUUAUUCGUUUUCAAAAGCUUAAUGAGAGAUUUUUUGUUUAAUA
Arabidopsis lyrata subsp. lyrata is the source of this 1159-nucleotide messenger RNA. RefSeq lists its product as uncharacterized. NCBI's taxonomy places the organism in Eukaryota, Viridiplantae, Streptophyta, Magnoliopsida, Brassicales, Brassicaceae. The record is from RefSeq and is a predicted model, not a curated record.